Molecule: messenger RNA, 3516 nt
Organism: Micromonas pusilla CCMP1545
Lineage: Eukaryota; Viridiplantae; Chlorophyta; Mamiellophyceae; Mamiellales; Mamiellaceae
Exons: 4
Coding region: 1-3516 (1171 amino acids)
Biological process (GO): inositol metabolic process; inositol phosphate biosynthetic process
Molecular function (GO): inositol hexakisphosphate kinase activity; diphosphoinositol pentakisphosphate kinase activity; 5-diphosphoinositol pentakisphosphate 1-kinase activity
Source: RefSeq, a predicted model, not a curated record
AUGCCGCUCGUCAAUCGCCCGGUGGUGCGCGUCGGAAUAUGCGCGAUGAACAAAAAAGCGAAGAGCAAGGCGAUGCGCGAGAUCUUGACGCGUCUGGAGAAGUACGGCGAGUUCGAGAUCAUCAUCUUCGGGGACGAGUGCAUCCUGCAGCAGCCGAUCGAGGAGUGGCCGAUCGUGGACGCGCUCAUCUCGUUCUUCAGCGACGGGUUCCCGCUGGCGAAGGCGCAAUCGUACGCGACGCUCCGCGAGCCUUUCGUCGUGAACGACCUCGAGACGCAGUGGGACCUCCUCGACCGACGCGUGGUGUAUAAGACGCUGCAGGACAACGACAUCCCGGUCCCGCCGCACAUCGUCGUGAACCGGAACGAUCCGGUGACGCGCGGGGUGAUGCCGUCGCACGACGCGGUCCGCGAGGCGCCGCAUUUCGUCGAGGCGGAGGACUACGUUGAAAACGACGGCGUGCGCGUGUCCAAGCCGUUCGUGGAGAAGCCCGCGAACGCGGAGAACCACAACAUAUGCAUCUACUACCCUCACACCGUCGGCGGCGGGUACAAAGCGCUGUUCCGGAAGAUUGGGAACCAAGCGUCGAAGUAUUACCCCGCGCCGCCGCCCGGGGAUAACAAUCGGCCGUACUCGCUCGUGAGGCGCGACCAGUCGUUCAUCUACGAGGACUUCAUGUCCACGGGCGGCACGGACGUCAAGGUGUACACCGUCGGGCCCAACUACGCGCACGCGGAGGCGAGGAAGUCGCCGGUCGUGGACGGGCGCGUCCAGAGAGACGCGAACGGGAAAGAGGAGCGGUUCCCGGUGCUCUUAACCCCGGAUGAAAAAGAAAUCGCGCGACGCGUGUGCCUCGCGUUCGGGCAGAUGGUCUGCGGGUUCGACCUGCUUCGCACGAAAGGCCGGUCCUACGUCUGCGACGUGAACGGGUGGUCGUUCGUGAAGAACAGCACGAAGUAUUUCGACGACGCCGCGCUGUGCUUGCGGGCGAUGAUAUUACAGGCGGUGGCGCCGCAUCACAGCAAGACGAUCGCGGCGGAGAGGGCGGCGGCGGCCACCACGGGCGAGGCGGAGGAGGCAGCCUCGCUUCUCGGCGGCGACCGCGACGAUGUCGGCACACCAGGGAACAACAAGAAGGGGGAGAAGCACAAGGGAAAGAAAGAGGAGCUCCGAGCCGUGCUCGCGGUCAUCCGGCACGGCGACAGGACGCCGAAGCAAAAGAUGAAGAUGCGCGUGAAGGACCAGCCUCUGCUCGACCUGCUCGCGCGGUGCACGCACGGACGCGCGCGGAAGCAGGCGAAACUGAAGACGCCGCAGCGACUGCAGGAGCUUCUGAACAUCUGCAGGGAGCUGUACGCGACGAGGCUGACGGAAGGGCCGAAGAAGGACGACGCGGAAGAGGGGGGAAGAGGGCGAGAGGACUGGGACGAAGAGGUGGAUCAGUGGAAGCAGGUGGUGUCCAUCUUGCAAGAGGGCGGGCACUUCAGCGGGAUCAACCGCAAGGCGCAGCUCAAGCCGCUGUCGUGGGACCCGAUCCCAGAGAGCGAGCGCGCGCCGCCGGGGCCGGACGGGAAGGAGGGGCCCUCCGAGAAGGUCACGGAGGCGCUCCUGAUUCUCAAAUUCGGCGGCGUGCUGACGCACUUGGGGAAGAACCAGGCGGAGUUUCUCGGGAGAGAUUUUCGCAUGCGGAUGUAUCCGGGCGGGAAUUACUACGACCACGGCAACGGCAUCGCGGACGGCCUUCUGCGCCUUCACAGCACGUAUCGACACGACCUGAAGAUUUACUCCUCGGACGAGGGAAGAGUGCAGAUCACCGCCGCGGCGUUCGCGAAAGGUUUACUAGACCUCGAGACGCAGGACGACCAGCUCACGCCUAUUCUCGCGUCGCUCGUGAACAAAGACGCGAAGCUCUUAGACUUCGUCACGCACGAGGUCGAGGAGGAUAUCCUUCACGCGAAGCAGAAGCUGUACAACAUCAUGACCGAGGGGAAAGGCGGGUCGAUCUCGCGUCGCCCCCCCGGCGUGCCCCCGGAGUCGCUCAAGCUGCUCCACAUGAUGGUCGACCUGAUCCAAGUCCUGACGCGACAACUCCGCGACCAGUGCUUCGAACACGCGAACAAAAAGAGCGUCGGAUCGCCUGGGGAGGCGACGUGGGUCGAAACCCUCGCCGCGCUCGCGCCGCGAGGCAGCCGCGGCCUCAUCGACGCGCACGGCCCCGCGGGCGGGGAGUCGUUCCUCCUCAUGCACGCGCGCUGGAAGAAGCUCGAGCAGGACAUAUAUCACCCGAGGAAAAACCGGUUCGACAUCUCGAAAGUGCCGGACGUGUACGACAUGGCGAAAUACGACGCGAUUCACAACCCGCACCUGAACCUGGACGGUCUCGAGGAGCUCUAUCGCGUCAGCAAGUGCCUCGCCGAGGGCGUCGUCCCGAACGAAUACGGCACGCACCCGCCGAGUAAGCUUCGCAUCGGCGGCACGAUCGCGCACUCGCUGCUCGUGAAGCUGCUGCAGGACAUGUUCACGACGAGAGAGGAGUCCGGCGGCCAAACUCGAACGUCGAACGACGGCGCGGGGGUCCCAGACCUCGCGGCGGACGGCGGCGCCGCAAAAGAAGAGUCCAACGACCCGAGGAAGGAGGACGAGGACGACGACCUGAAGGCGCUCAAGGAGGAGGAGGAGACGGAGCUCUCCACGACGCGUCUGAACCAUAGAUACGCCAACACCGUCGGCGUCAACUCGCCGCAUCGGCACGUUCGGACGCGCCUGUACUUCACCUCCGAGUCGCACAUCCACUCGCUGCUCAACGUGUUGCGGUACUGCAACCUCGAGGUCGCGCAGCGGAUUCGGAUGAUGGAGCAUGGCGCGUGCACCCUGGAGGGCGUCGGCGAUUUGGACUACCUCACGCACAUCGUGUUUCGAAUGUACGAGUGCUUCGACGUCCCGGCGACGGACCCGAAGCGGUUCAGGAUCGAGAUUUUGCUCUCGACGGGCGUCGGGUUGGACCCUUUCAAACAAGACGUCAUCGCCGAGUUUAAAACCGCCGCGGAGAACGCGAAGAACAAAGAAGCCGAGGCGAAGAAACCCAAACGCGGGAGCAUCGACGGCCGGGAGACGGAGUACAAGCUUCCGGUGUUGAAAAAGUCGCCGAUCCACAACGAUCGCGCGUGCGUGAGCGCCGCGGAGGAUAAGAAGGGCGCCGCCGCCGGCGCGGCCAAAGAGGAUGGCAAAGAGACCCCGCUCCCGGCGGAGUACCUGACGUUGAACGCGCUCGAGACGUACCUGUGGAAGUUUCGCCGAAAGUACCGCGACGGCGACGCGCGCGGGUCGGACCCUAACGCGUAUCAGUCGCAGUCCGAGUGGUCGUCGCCGACAAAGCUCGCGAGCGACGGGUCUGCUGGCGUCGGCGGCGGGAACUCCGUGAAGGCGUCCCCCGCGGUGAAGGAGAAGAAGGAGAAGAAGGAGAAGAAGGAGAAGAAGGAGAAGCGGAAGAAGGCGGACGACAGCGACAGCGACUAG